GGGUUAGGAGUAAAACCCGCAGAGGGCUCCAGACUCCCACUUUGAUCAGAGCACUUGGCCCCCGCGGGCCAUGUCCUGCAGGCACUGAGUGAGCACUGCCCUGGCUCUGGGAGGGCGAGCGGCGCUAUAGCAGCCAUGAGCAGCUUCCAGUUGGAAGACUUUGCCGCGGGCUGGAUCGGAGGUGCAGCCAGUGUCAUUGUUGGCCACCCUUUGGACACAGUCAAGACUCGCCUGCAGGCUGGUGUGGGCUACGGGAACACCUUCAGCUGCAUCCGUACCAUGUACAAGAGAGAGAGUGUGUUCGGCUUCUUCAAGGGCAUGUCCUUCCCCCUGGCCAGCAUUGCUGUCUACAACUCAGUGGUGUUUGGGGUCUUCAGUAACACACAGCGGUUCCUCAGCCAACACCGCUGUGGGGAGCCCGAGACCAGUCCUCGCCACAGCCUGUCUGACCUGCUCCUAGCCAGCAUGGUGGCUGGCAUGGUCUCUGUUGGGCUGGGCGGGCCCGUGGACCUCAUCAAGAUCCGGCUGCAGAUGCAAACACAGCCAUUUCGGGAAGCCAACCUCAGUGUGAAGUCCAGGGCAGCGGCUUUUGGGGAGCAGCCAGCCUACCAGGGACCGGUGCACUGCAUCGCGACCAUCGUGAGGACUGAGGGCCUGGCGGGGCUGUACCGGGGGGCCAGUGCCAUGCUGCUGAGGGACAUCCCUGGCUAUUGUCUCUACUUUAUCCCCUACGUGUUCCUGAGUGAGUGGAUCACACCCGAGGCCUGCGCAGGUCCCAGCCCCUGUGCUGUGUGGCUGGCAGGUGGCAUGGCAGGAGCGAUUUCCUGGGGGACAGCGACUCCUAUGGAUGUUGUGAAAAGCCGACUCCAAGCUGAUGGGGUUUAUUUAAACAAAUACAAAGGCGUCCUGGACUGCAUCUCCCAGAGUUACCAGCAAGAAGGCCUCAAAGUGUUUUUCAGAGGCAUCACUGUGAACGCUGUGCGAGGCUUCCCCAUGAGCGCCGCCAUGUUCCUUGGGUAUGAGCUCUCGCUGCAGGCCCUGCGCGGGGACCAGGCUGUGACGAGCCCAUGAGGGCCAGGUCAUUGUGCUUCCUUCCCAGCCAGUUGACUGGUGUCAUCUGACCAGGGUCUCAUUCCACUACAUGUUGGGGCUGGCAGCAUCUGCCCAACCAGCAAGAGUAAAUUUACUGGAGAGAAAUCAGGACCCUGGCCAUGCAGGCUCUGUGUCAAGUGGGCCUCCAGCCAGUGCACUGGCCUCGAGACGCCUUCCUUCAUGACUACAGGCUCUCUGCCCCUCACCCCAGCCUGGGGCCCUGAGCUGUUGCUUUGGAAGAAACCAAUGGACCAUUGACCAAGCAGUGACCAUCUAUAUCAGCUCCAGAUCAGUGCAUGGUAAAAAGUCAGGGCCAAAUAAACCCUGCCCUUGCAACUGUCAUAAACUCAUUGGGGAUUCACAUGGAGGAGCUGGAAUUGACUCUAGGUUUUCAAAUAAAAGCAUUAAAAACCUCUU
This is a messenger RNA of Marmota flaviventris (yellow-bellied marmot), 1509 nucleotides long. RefSeq names its product solute carrier family 25 member 48 (gene Slc25a48). Gene Ontology annotation, molecular function: transmembrane transporter activity. Lineage: Eukaryota; Metazoa; Chordata; Mammalia; Rodentia; Sciuridae. Gene Ontology annotation, cellular component: mitochondrion. The record is from RefSeq and is a predicted model, not a curated record. Gene Ontology annotation, biological process: transmembrane transport.